This is a messenger RNA of Fusarium graminearum PH-1, 1506 nucleotides long. RefSeq lists its product as uncharacterized. The transcript has 6 exons. The record is from RefSeq and is a predicted model, not a curated record. Gene Ontology annotation, molecular function: sucrose:proton symporter activity. Bases 1 to 1506 code for a protein of 501 amino acids. Lineage: Eukaryota; Fungi; Ascomycota; Sordariomycetes; Hypocreales; Nectriaceae. Gene Ontology annotation, cellular component: membrane.
AUGGCCACCUGGUCAGGACAGCCUGCUAUCAGGGGCAACUCUGAAGCAGUGCGCAUGAUUUUAUUGUGUUUUGUCACUAUUGGCAUAACUAAUACUUCGCUGGUAUGGAUUGCUGGUCCUUUGUCGGGUCUUGUAGUUCAGCCUGUCGUAGGCGUCAUUGCAGACGAAAGCAACCUCUUGAUUUUAGGUUUUACACGUGAGAUCAUCGGUUACUUCAUAACCGAUGAGGAGGCUGCGAAGCGACCCACGAUAGUACUGGCUGUAUUAGCCAUCUAUGUCGUCGAUUUCGCCAUCAAUGCUGUAAUGUCAUGUUCGAAGAGUCUCAUCGUGGAUACUCUGCCGAUUGAGAAACAACAAUCGGGAGCGGCUUGGUCAAGCCGCAUGUCCUCCAUUGGCCAUAUGAUUGCGUAUGGGGCUGGGGCGGUAGAUCUUAUAAGCAUUUUUGGGAAAACACUGGGCGAUACACAAUUCAAGCAGCUUACCGUCAUCUCAACGGUUGCUCUUCUGAGCUCAACGGCUCUCACGUGUUGGGCCGUUACAGAACGUGUGCUGUUAACUUCGAAACCCGCCAAACAUGAAGGCCGCUUCAAGGUCUUUCGCCAGAUCUGGUCGACACUGCUCAACCUACCCCCUCGCAUACAGGCUAUCUGCUGGGCACAGUUCUGGGCUUGGAUCGGAUGGUUUCCAUUUCUUUUCUACAGCACCACAUGGGUGGGCGAGACAUACUUUCGCUACGAUGUGCCUGCCGAUGCCAGGAAAUCCGAGGAUACCCUGGGUGCAAUUGGCCGUAUAGGAAGUACUGCGCUGGUCAUGUACUCGGUGAUCACUUUUGCGGGUGCAUGGGUUUUGCCUAUGUUGGUUCAAUCGCCAGAGGACAAUACAUUUACCCAUCGACCUCCUCAAGCCAUUGCAGGCCUCUUGACAAGCUUCAACAAGUUGAAACCUGAUCUCUUGACAGCAUGGGUUUUUGGGCACUUGAUGUUUGCCGCAUCGAUGGCCUUGGCGCCUUUCGCAACUAGCUUCCGGUUUGCAACGGUUUUGGUGUGUCUCUGUGGCAUACCGUGGACGUUGGCCAUGUGGGCUCCAAGUGCCUUCCUCGGCGUUGAGGUCAACAAGAUGAGCGGAGAGACGGGGGCAGACGGUACCUACCGCCGUAUCUCGGACGAACCUGAUAUCGAGCUUUCCGAGGUCAGCCACAACGAUGCACCUCUGCAUUUGGACCAUGGUUCAGAGGUCGACCUACCUUCUACAGCCUCCACAGGCGAGCUGUCGGGCAUCUACUUCGGCAUUCUCAACAUCUAUACCACCCUGCCGCAGUUUGUAGGCACUUUCAUCUCGACCAUUGUUUUCGCCAUUCUCGAACCUGGUAAGAGUCCCGAAUUAGCAGACGAUGCUAAGAAGCAGCCUGAUCCAGAUGGUCCAAACGCGAUUGCGGUUUGCUUGUUCAUUGGAGCCAUGAGCAGUGUAGUUGCGGCAUACGUAACCCGAAAGCUGAAGGUUAUGUAA